AUGCAGAGGCUAAAGCCUAGCGUCUCCAGUAAGCCUCCGUCGCGUAAGACACCCUUCCAGCCUGCUCAUGAGCUCCAGUAUGGACUAAAAGUCAUGGCGAAGGAUGCUAGCGGUGUAGUGUGCUCCGUGCGCUGUCAGUUUUGCAAAUAUUUUGGGAGAGAGGAAUCGAAGAACGGCAAGAGACGACGAACCCAAAACCAAAAGUUUUACAAGCCCCCAUAUCGACCUCAAUACUACACAGAUCAUAACACAACAGCUCAUGGUAUUAAGUGGGCGCAGUAUCAGGCCCUGAGCAGCGACGAGAAAUCGGCAUUUUUCUCUGGUCAAAUUUCACACAACAAUCAGUUAUCCUCCCACUACGAAGUCGAGUCUUCUACACUGAGCUUUGACAUUCCGGAGCAUAUAGUGACUGAUUUGAUAGGAAAAAUCUUUUUCAAUGACGAAGAUGAAGGCGCUUCAGAACCUGUCGCACUUCGAGCAUUUGGAGACGCUGAUGCAGGAGUUUACAGGCUACAAAUUAAAAUGCCCUUCCGAUUUAAUCUCGCUAUUCAGCACAUGAGUGCUGGGUUAUCAUUUCGUCAAGCUGCUACCGUUAUCCAGCAGCACUAUCAAGCAACGGGAAAUAAUAAACUGUACGGGAUGACGGAUACGCUGGCGAGUACCUACGCUAGGUAUCUCGUUGCUAUUUCUUUUCAGCGGAUCGGUGAGCUCAUGGCCAAUUCAUACAU
Molecule: messenger RNA, 728 nt
Organism: Phytophthora nicotianae INRA-310
Lineage: Eukaryota; Oomycota; Peronosporomycetes; Peronosporales; Peronosporaceae
Exons: 1
Source: RefSeq, a predicted model, not a curated record